Messenger RNA from Rhizoctonia solani, 669 nucleotides. RefSeq names its product ribosomal protein L16p/L10e. Gene Ontology annotation, cellular component: ribosome; mitochondrial large ribosomal subunit. Gene Ontology annotation, molecular function: rRNA binding; structural constituent of ribosome. Gene Ontology annotation, biological process: mitochondrial translation. The record is from RefSeq and is a predicted model, not a curated record. Bases 1 to 669 code for a protein of 222 amino acids. The transcript is spliced from 4 exons. Lineage: Eukaryota; Fungi; Basidiomycota; Agaricomycetes; Cantharellales; Ceratobasidiaceae.
AUGUCACUCAUAUUAUCCUCACUGAGGGCGAUAUUCAAGCCCUACGCUAGUGUACCCCAUCCAACGAUUACGUUCUCGCGUGCGAGGUCCCAGCUUGCUCCUCGAAGAGUCAGGUAUCGCAAAUCUCACAAAGGCCGUAUACCUAUUCCGACUGGUGGUUCUACCAAGGGGACGACGCUCGCAUUUGGCGACUAUGGAUUGAGGGUCAGAGGAGAAGGCAUGCGUCUUACGGCCAAGCAGCUUCAAGCCGCAGAGGUUGUUAUCAAACGCAAACUAAAGAUCAUCAAAACCAGCCAGAUCUGGAUGCGUGUCUUCCCAGAUCUCCCGGUGUGCGUCAAGGGGAACGAAACUCGUAUGGGGAAGGGUAAAGGUUCUUUUGAGUACUGGGCAUGCAGGGUACCGACGGGGAGGGUGGUGUUCGAAAUUGGUGGAGGAAUUCGAGAAGAGAUAGCUCGUGAUGCAUUGCGCCUCGCUGCCACCAAGCUACCUGUUCUCACCGAAUUUAUCAGCCGGUCUGCCGGUCCCAAACUCGGAGCAAUCGAUCUUCCUCCAGUCACUCCAAAACCUAUCACGGGGGCAAGCUACAAAAUUGUCCGAAAGCCAUUACAGCCCAUUUCGGUGAUUGAUCAGGAGGCAUUGAAGGUUCCGGCUGGCGAGGUUGUUAUAUAA